This is a messenger RNA of Heterobilharzia americana, 855 nucleotides long. The record is from the annotation of a GenBank genome assembly. NCBI's taxonomy places the organism in Eukaryota, Metazoa, Platyhelminthes, Trematoda, Strigeidida, Schistosomatidae.
AGGUUUGGAUCCAUUUUGGCUGGGAUUCGCUGAAGUUUGCAGAAGCUCCAUCUUGGUAUAAUUUGUCUGGUAGAACCUGGAGCAAACAAACCGUUAUAACUUGCACUUAAUCCCGUUGUAAAGUGGGAAAUGACGACAUCAGCCAAAAAACAAAAGGCUAAGUUAACAGAGGAGACAAUAGUUGAGUAUAAAGCACAAUUUGAUACGCUAGACCAGAAUAACACGGGGAAAAUAUCGGUUCCGGAUGUAAGUUUGUUGAUGCGGCGAGUGGGUUUGAUGCCUUCAAAUAUAGAGAUUGAGGAAUUGAUAACUGAAGUGGAUAAAGAGAAAACAGCUCUAAAUGAAGGUAUAACUUUCAAUCAGUUCUGUGAAAUAGCAUCAAGAAAAUACAAUGACAUAUAUACAGAAUCAGAUAUAAUUGAAGCAUUUCGUACAUUUGAUGUUGAAAAUAAUGGCUUUCUCUCUGCUUCUGAGCUUCGUCGUGCACUAUGUACGAUGGGUGAGAACUUGACAGAUGAGGAAAUGGAAGCCAUGCUAGAUUUAGCUAAAGUUGACAGCGAUGGUAAUGUACAUUACGAGGAAUUUGUUCGUUCUAUUUUCUCAGAAUUUUAAAAGGGCUAUGUCAGUCAACCCUUUACAAUUUCAUUUUCAUAACUCAAAAAUUCUGAUUUCGAUCUACACAUUUUCAACCGAUGUAUUUAUCAAAUAUUUCAAAAAAAAUAUGUGUACAAAGAAACGAUUACCACCGUAACCGGUAUAACAGUUUAUACAUAGUGCACAAAGCUUUGAAUAAAAAGACAUUAUAUUGGGUACAUUUAAAAUACGAAAAGAAUGAUAGAACUAUUUUGUUAAAAC